CCUGUGUAAAGCAUCGUUCAUUAGUCGAACAGUAAUCCUGAAGUUUGUACGGGAGGGGCGAGAUUUAGCGCCGCCCAGCGGGCCCGGCCGCCCGCCUUGCGUGCGCGCAGCUCAAAUGAUGAACGUCACGCUGUAAGACAAGAGCCACCCACCCCUAAAAUUGUGCAAGUUUAAAAUGUGCUAGUGCAGUGUUAGUGAUAUAAUUAAUUAAUUUAGUGCAAUACAAAAAUGCCCAGAAAACGUGUGAACCGAUCCCCGCCGGUUGAGAAACGGACAGACGAUGCGGAUGACGACGAUUUCUUCUUUGAUGAUACUCAGUCAAAUUCAGGUCGGAGUUCCCAAGAACCACAACACAGAAACGCCGCCAACGCACGGGAGCGAGCCCGAAUGAGAGUUCUCUCGAAAGCAUUUUGCAGACUGAAGACCACAUUACCCUGGGUACCAGCAGACACGAAGCUCUCCAAACUAGACACACUACGGCUGGCAGCAUCCUACAUAGCACACCUACGAGCUCUGCUACACGAGCCGAGAUCUGCGCACACGCCACCGCAUCCUCUUAGCUUGGCGUGGCCAUUUGCUUUCCAGCACGGAGGAACACUGAGCUGCGCGAUAUCACAACGAUGGAACAUAAACCCACCAAACAACGACUCUUCAAGCAGAAACGUCCAGCCUCCAAGAGAAAGCACCCAAGACAGUCAUACACACUGCGACGGCUACCAAGAAUACCCUGAAAAUGAUUACGAAGAACGUUGCUAUGAAGAAAUGAACACGAACGAAUCUUGCGCAGCAACUAUGCAGUAUUGUAACUAUGGUUAUAAAGAUAAUUAUUAUGAAAUGAGAAGUGAUAUGCGGAAUUCUUACGCGUCUGAUAGCAUGAUGAAUUAAUAAAUGGGGCCCUUGCAAAAUUGUAAGCCCCCUUGACCUAUUUUGUUAGUCCCCCUUUGGUAAUGACCAGUUUGUUGUCUCCUAUGAUUGUGACCUUUUCAAGAUCGGGCUCUUUAGUUCAUGUUACUUGUCCAUACUUUUAUACACCACUAGACUUAAAGACUUAACCAAAGAUUAUAAACCAACCAAAGAGAGUGAUUUUACAUAGUGCCUAGGUACGCUGUAUAAUAUUGGUAAGCGAUUAUUAUUUAAUUGGUUUCUUCUUAUAUUUUAAAUUAAUUAUUUAAUAAAUAUAUUUCUACGUGCGAUUGA
Messenger RNA from Spodoptera frugiperda (fall armyworm), 1197 nucleotides. It is a transcript of the gene Hlh54f, whose product is annotated as neurogenic differentiation factor 1. The transcript has 4 exons. Bases 229 to 885 code for a protein of 218 amino acids. The record is from RefSeq and is a predicted model, not a curated record. Gene Ontology annotation, biological process: regulation of transcription by RNA polymerase II; developmental process. Lineage: Eukaryota; Metazoa; Arthropoda; Insecta; Lepidoptera; Noctuidae. Gene Ontology annotation, molecular function: DNA-binding transcription factor activity, RNA polymerase II-specific; protein dimerization activity; RNA polymerase II transcription regulatory region sequence-specific DNA binding.